Messenger RNA from Aspergillus caelatus, 945 nucleotides. RefSeq names its product acyclic terpene utilization AtuA family protein. The record is from RefSeq and is a predicted model, not a curated record. The coding region runs from base 1 to 945 and encodes 314 amino acids. The transcript has 4 exons. NCBI's taxonomy places the organism in Eukaryota, Fungi, Ascomycota, Eurotiomycetes, Eurotiales, Aspergillaceae.
AUGACAGGGAGACAGGAGAUUCGUAUUGGAAAUUGCUCUGGUGCUGCCGGCGAUGGCCCCGGCCAAAUUUACCGUUUGGCCACUGAAGGUCCACUGGACGCCGUGUUUGCCGAUUAUCUAGCUGAAGCGAAACAAGCAGAAGUCGAGGCCGCUCAGAAGGCUGGCACAGCUGAACAGUUCCCUCACCUGGACAUUGACGGCCAAGAUCUGAGCGCAUCAGAGAAUCGUGUUGUGUCAGCAAACGCGUGGCACGGUUGGUCUGACAUGGACUAUGACGGACUCGCUGGAGGGCUGAUUGCUGGGCACUUGACAGAAUGUGGCCCUUAUACAACAGGAGGUAAUUUCUGGGGCUUCAAGUCCAUCCCCAAUCCUGUCCGAGUGGGAUAUCUCAUAGUGGAGGUAUAUGAUGACGGUAGCUCUGUUAUUACUAUGCACCCCGGAAGCAAUGGCGCUGUUGCAGUCGACACCGUCAAGGCUCAAUUGGUCUACGAAGUCCAAGGACCAAACUAUCUCAACCCCGACGUUGUAGCUCACCUUGAAGACAUAAGGAUCGACCAAGAUACCACAAAUCGGGUACGUGAGACCAGCGUGAAGGGAGGCCGGCCACCCCCAACAACCAAGCUUGCCGUUUGUGGCUUUGGAGGUUACCAGGCUGAGAUAUGCACGUUUGCUGUUGGACUUGACAUCAAGGAGAAGGUUGAGCUUCAGCGAAAGCAAAUCCUGGACUAUCUAGAUCAGUCGCUCUUCUCAACUAUUGCUAUCGAUGCGUAUGGAAGCGUGCCUGAGGAUCCCAAAUCACAGAAGGAGACGGCAGUCAUGAUUCGUCACUUCGUCCAUUAUCGAUGGCUUUACCGAGAGCUUUGGGGAAUUUGUGCGUGCACGGCAGGUAGAGAUUCCGGUGCAGUUCUUGGAGAGGCCUUGGUUAUAGUAGGAAGACACGUAUAA